This is a messenger RNA of Austrofundulus limnaeus, 3525 nucleotides long. RefSeq names its product nuclear receptor-binding protein 2. Gene Ontology annotation, biological process: protein phosphorylation. Gene Ontology annotation, molecular function: protein kinase activity; ATP binding. The record is from RefSeq and is a predicted model, not a curated record. NCBI's taxonomy places the organism in Eukaryota, Metazoa, Chordata, Actinopteri, Cyprinodontiformes, Rivulidae.
CCAAGGGAAUGUCCCCGGUGUGGAGAGCGCCUCUCUGGCCAUGGACACAGAGGAAGGUGUGGAGGUGGUGUGGAACGAAGUUCUCUUCUCUGACAAGAAGGUCUUCAAAGCUCAGGAGGAGAAAAUCAAAGAGAUGUUUGAGAACUUGAUGCAGGUUGAACACCCCAACAUAGUCAAGUUUCACAAGUACUGGCUGGACAUGAAGGAGACCCAGGCUCGGGUUAUUUUCAUCACAGAGUACAUGUCGUCAGGCAGUCUGAAGCAGUUCCUGAAGAAGACAAAGAAAAAUCACAAGACCAUGAAUGUGAAGGCCUGGAAGAGAUGGUGUACCCAGAUUCUGUCRGCGCUCAGUUAUCUGCACUCCUGCGACCCUCCAAUAAUCCACGGCAACCUGACGUGYGACACAAUCUUCAUCCAGCACAACGGCCUCAUCAAGAUUGGCUCAGUGUGGCAUCGGCUAUUUGUUAAUGUGUUCCCAGAUGCCAGUGUUCACAGUAAAGGAAGGCAACACCGAGAUGAGCAGAGRAAUCUUCACUUUUUUGCUCCAGAAUAUGGAGCCGGUGAAGAUGAUUACUCCAUAGACAUUUUCUCCUUUGGCAUCUGCGCUCUGGAGAUGGCAGUGCUGGAAAUCCAGGCCAAUGGAGACACUGCUGUGUCUAAAGAGGCCAUCGUCAACGCAGGUCAAUCUCUGGAAGACCCCCUCAUGAGAGAGUUCACGCAGUCGUGUUUACGUCACGACCCCAAGCUCCGCCCYACAGCUCACGACCUCCUGUUCCACAGAGUCCUAUUCGAAGUCCACUCCCUCAAACUGCUCGCUGCCCACUGCCUCAUCAACAACCAGUACAUGCUUCCAGAAAACUGUGUGGAAGAGAAAACCAAGUCGUUCGACCCUAGCGCCGUCAUGGCUGAGAUUAAACACAAAGACCGACUGGGAGUUCAGCUCAAGUACUCUCAUGUUUCUCCUUUAGAGCUGGACAAGUUUCUGGAGGAUGUCAAAAAUGGGAUUUACCCGCUGAUGAACUUCGCCUCGUCUCGCCCUCACCCUGUCCCUCGAGCCCUGUCCUUGUCUCAGGAGCAGGUUGAGACUGUGAAGUCACCGACUCCUGAACCCCAGGAGACCGAGACCAGAAAGGUUGUUCAGAUGCACUGUAACUUGGAGUCAAAUGAAGAAGGGACCAAAACUCAUCUCUCUUUGUUUCUGAAGAUGGAUGACAAACUUCACAGGCAGCUGAGCUGUGACAUCUUUCCAACGGACUCCCCGAAAGACCUUGCCAGUGAACUUGUUCACUAUGCCUUCAUAAACGAGGAGGACAGUGAGAAGGUGGCGGGGUUCCUGGAGGACGCCAUCAGCCGACAUCGGGUCCAAGCGCUCGCGUCAGGGAGCACGCAGUGAGGAMAGGGUCGUGACGGCGGCGGCGGUGGCGGCUGGCCCAAACUGAAGGGCCUCGAGGGUGGCGGGGGGGCAUUGAUCACACAGGUGGAGAAAAAGAGAGGGCGGGGGGCCAGGAUCACACAGCUGCAAAUGCAAGGAGCAGAAGACCCAGCUGGGGAGACAAAAUGGGACAAACAGACGGAUGUCGACACUUGAAAGUCGGUAUAUUUUCCCAGUUAAACGGAAGGUGAAAGCCAGCGGCGGGAGGGAAACGGAUGGCACCUCUGAUUGGUUUUUCAGAGGCUUCACGGUUGAAUCCAGCGACCCCCACAGAGCAGAGGGAGAUCCACGACAUCCCUUCCUGAAAGGGCUACCACGCCUUAAAAUAUCCUGAAACUUCAGUUUUCCAUAACGCCACUGAUGAGAGAAAACGUUUGACUUACUGGUGUUUGAGAAGGACAUUUUAUUGUUCCAUGCCUCAUUUGCACUCCAGUGCCCACUUUUAAUGAUUCACACUGAAUUGUAAACGAAAGUGAUUUGCUAAAGCUUCUCUCAUUUGCAAGCAUUUCAGCUCAUUACCGUUUUUGGAAUUUAAUAUUCCGUCCUACAUGCAUUGUUAGAACUCAUUCAGUUAUUUAUUUUCUGUUUGUAACUGUGAGCAGUCGAAGCGUUGCACAGCUCUCUUGACUACUUCCGUUAUCUUUUAGUCCAGCAAAGUGAGCCCUCCCCUCCYCUACUUGCACUCCUGGGUUAACGGCUGCAUCUCAGCUCAGCAUGCCACUUUAAAUGCAUCUGAAAUGACGAGCUCUGAGAUGAUGUCUCCCUUUUAGCCUAUAGUUUGCUUUUAAGGGUUUUCCCUGUGACCGUGCUCUGAAAGCCAAAGACUUGCAAAGUGCCUGAUACGGCAAUGUGCUUUGGAGAAAAGUCCUCACGAAACGCCACAGCRUGGAAAUUAAACAUUAGGCUCAAAUUUAACUGGACAAUCUGCUSUGAACUUUCAAAUUUGCUCACAUAUUUUAAUCCUGAGUGCAGAAAAGUGGCCUGUGUGAACGUGAAAAGGAUCUUUACUCCACUUCCUUCUAGUCGAUGUAGGAAUGUCGGACGUCGAAGAAAAYGUAGAAAACGUCAGCGUUUGAGUCCAGCAUAAUGACAAAAAGAGUGUCWAAGAAAGGAGAUUUAACAUUUAAAAAUAGAAAAUUGCCAAGUUGUUSAUAAAUUUUGCAAAUAUUUUAAUACGUCUAAUUUGUAAAUACUAUAUCUGUGGAUACUUGAAAGGCAAAUCUACCCAAAUCUUUAAAAAUGGUCAAAUUCAGUUUUCUGCUUUAACUAGUAUUUUACAAUAAACAAUGUUAGUAGAUAUUUUCAUUGGGACAGCACAAGUAAAGUCCUUUAAUAGCAGAUUUAAAAACUUUCGUUUUAAGCAGGUUUUCCUAACUGUUGUGCUUUUAUUCUGAAUAAUGUGAAAUUUGGAAGUGAUUGCACUGCAGACGCAACAAAAUAUUCAUUUACACUACAUGUUCUGCCUAAAAACUCUAAAAAUUUGGGUGGAUUUUUGCCUUGACAAAAAAACAACACUUAAAAAAAAGAAACAUGAAGUUUUUGACCCAUCUUUAGCAAGUGACAUGUCUUCAUGUUUUCGUUAGGCUAACUGAGCUCCRUUUGUUUUCUGGAUGUGUAAGGCUGCAGUUUCUUACCAGUAAUGCUGCUGUACAGUCAUUGCUUUAAGUACUGGAUUAUACUCUUCUUCAAGUCUGCUCGUCAGUGUGUCUGUACAGACGGGGAUGCUCUCAGACAGCAGGAUUGUGGUGUAUAUAUUUAUUAAACUGGUUUACUUUAAUACAAUACAAUGCAGCACCGCUGCAGCUCUGUGCUCUAAUAAACUGCAUGUCUUAAUAAUAACCUGCAACCAUUCAGAACUUUGCAUUUUGCUUUUUUUUUUCUUCUCUCCAUCACAGCUGAGCUCCGGACAGGAACUGACAAACAAAAUGAAUGUUUUAGGCUGUACAUGCAUAUCAGUCUUUUUAUUUUUGAUGACUUUUUUCCCGUCCUUGUGAAUCUGUUGAAUGACAUUUGCUUUUGGAUGUUAAACCUUUGUUAAAUAUUGUAGCAUCUGUGAUUAAAAAACAAAAAAUAAACAAGAUUUGACAUGUUGA